GGGCUCGUGCGGCCGUCUCCCAUUAACAACUGCCCCAACCGCUCUUCCCGCCGUAGUCCCCGUGAAAAUGUGGAGAGGGGCGUCGUCCGUACGUCCGUACGCCUGCGCUCCAGAGCAUGGGAGGGGCCGCUCCGCGUGAGCCGCCCUGGGAAUACUGAAUUUAAUCACCUCCCAUUCCAGAGUAUGCCAGGUUUUAGCGGUAGGAGGAAUCAUGGAUGCACCGCCCCUUUCCCCUUGAGGGGCGGGGCAGCAGGCCGUGACGCCAUCAAAGGGCGUCGGAGGAAAGACGGUGCGCCAGUUGGAGAUGUUGGAAUCACUUUUGGCUGUUGGCGGCUUGGUGCUGCUUCGGGACUCUGUGGAGUGGGAGGGCCGCAGUCUCUUGAAGGCGCUAAUCAAGAAGUCUGCGCUGUGUGGAGAGCAGGUCCACAUCCUUGGCUGUGAAGUGAGCGAGGAAGAGUUUCGCGAAGGAUUUGACUCCAGUAUCAACAGCCAGCUGGUUUACCAUGACCUCUUCAGAGACCCUCUCAACUGGUCAAAGACUGGAGAAGCCCUUCCUGGGGGACCCCUGGGAGUCUUGAGAGCGAUGUGCAGGAAGACACGUCCUGGUUCUGUCACCAUUGCUCUUGAUUCACUUAGCUGGCUGCUGCUUCACCUUCCCUGCACUGCACUCUGCCAGGUCCUGCAUGCUCUGAGCCAUCAGGACUCCCGCCCUGGUGAGACUCCUCCUUCGUUACUUCCCCUAAUACAUCUACCCCUGCCAGGCGACAGCUCCCCAGCAGAACACGUGCGUGUGCUGGGCCUGCUACAUGAAGAGCUUCACGGCCCAGGCCCCAUGGGAACAUUGAGCACCCUUGCUCAGACUGAGGUGACCCUGAGUGGUACAGCAGGCCAGGCCUCAGCUCACAUUCUCUAUAGGAGGCCCCAACAGCGCCCAACACAUGAGACUCAUUGGUUCUCCAUCCUGCCUGACUUCAGCCUGGAUCUCCAAGGGCUGUCUCCCGUAAAGUCCCAGCCCCGCCCAGAUCCUCUUACGCCCCCGAUGGAUCCUGCUACUCACUUGACCUUUAACCUUCACCUGUCCAAGAAAGAGAAGGAAGCCAAAGAUAACCUGACCCUGCCCUUCCAGUUCAGCUCUGAAAAACAGCAGGCUCUACUGUGCCGUGGUCUAGGCCAGGCUACCAGCCACAUCUUCUAUGAGCCAGAUGCCUAUGAUGACCUGGACCAAGAGGACCCAGAUGAUGACCUAGAUAUUUGACUGGCCAUGAGAUUUGACUAGACUAAUUGGCGGGGGCAGGGGGGAUCUUGGGUUAACCAUCCUUCCAUUGUUCAAGGUGGCCUUACCCUGUUCCUGUUCCAUCUUUGUUUCCUAUAUCUCUGGAGCUCCUUCCCUAUGACUCAUGAGCCAGAGAGCAGUAUCCAGUCAGGACAAAAGGUGGGAUGGGAGUAGAGAGGAAGGUGAGAGACUAGGAAAUCUGCCCCUGAAGUCGAAUAAAGUUCGUUGCUUUUAAUUAAAAAAUAAA
Messenger RNA from Pteronotus mesoamericanus, 1520 nucleotides. RefSeq names its product elongator acetyltransferase complex subunit 5 (gene ELP5). The record is from RefSeq and is a predicted model, not a curated record. Bases 305 to 1255 code for a protein of 316 amino acids. Gene Ontology annotation, molecular function: tRNA binding. Gene Ontology annotation, biological process: tRNA wobble uridine modification. Lineage: Eukaryota; Metazoa; Chordata; Mammalia; Chiroptera; Mormoopidae. Gene Ontology annotation, cellular component: cytosol; nucleus; elongator holoenzyme complex. The transcript has 8 exons.